AACUCCUACAACAUUCAGAACAUUACAACGCUAAUAUAAGGAGGUUCAACUCCAUGUUUGCAAUGACUUCUAUGGGAGGAAAUGUUGAUGUCCAUGCUAAUGAAGGACAAGGCCCUUACAUCUUUCGAUUGAAUGGGCAAAACCACCACAGAAUUGGGUCGUUACUUCCAGUUGUUGGAAAACACCCAUCUUUUGCACAGCUGUAUAUACACGACACAAAAAAAGAGAUUCAUUACAGACAAAGUGCUUUGCCUGGACAGGAAUCAGAAUAUGACCUUGACAUUGCUAUAGUUCAAAUAUUAUUGAAGAUGCUUGAUGAGAACAACGUCUUGGUAAAGACAUUCCGUAUGGCAAGGGAUAGGUUCAAGGACUCUGAUAUGCACAAUGUACGCUUGCGAUUAAUUGGAUCGCGAUCAAGUGAUGGUAGGGAACAAAACAUGCCCACUUGCUCUGAAGUUGCUGCUAUAAUUGUAGGUGAUUUGAGCGAUGAAAAUAUCCAUCGUGAUAUUAUUGUUGAGAAAAGAAGUGGAUUGUAACAACGAAUAAAUGAGCUACACCCAAAAUUCAUGGCCUUGCAAUAUCCAUUGUUAUUUCCGUAUGGUGAGGAUGGAUUUCGAAAUGAAAUACUUAAAAAAGGUCUUGGUGGUGUUGUGCCUUUGACAGAAGAAUAUGUCACUAUGCAAGAAUAUUAUGCAUAUCAAUUACAACAACGUGAGAGUGAAGGUGAAACAUUGAUUCUUGGUCGUAGGUUGCGACAACAAUUUUUAGUAGAUGCUUACACAUGUGUUGAGGAGUACCGACUAAUUUGGGUCAGGAAUCAUCAACUUCAACUGAGAUCAGAGGUGUACUUUGGAAUAAAGGAUGCUGUAUUUAGAGGAGACACUACUCCUUCAUCUGUUGGGAAAAGAGUUGUUCUUCCUUCAAGCUUUACUGGAAGCCCUAGAUAUAUGAUUCAAAAUUAUCAAGAUGCUAUGUCAAUUUGUAGAUGGGCUGGGUACCCAGAUUUGUUUAUAACUUUCACAUGCAAUCCUAAAUGGCCAGAAAUUGAAAGUUUCCUUUCCUUAAUUCCAGCUCAACGGCCUGAAGAUAGACCGGAUAUUAUUGCAAGAGUUUUUAAGAUCAAAUUGGAUCAACUACUACGUGAUUUAAAACAUGGCAAGCAUUUUGGAAAAGUAAUUGCAGUUAACUACACAGUUGAAUGGCAAAAAAGAGGCCUCCCCCAUGCUCAUAUUCUUUUGUACCUAUACCCAGAUGACAAACACCCCAUGCCUGCGGAUAUAAACAAGAUAAUUUCUGCUGAAAUACCAGAUAAGAUUACAAAUCCAGGGGAUUAUGAAGUCAUUUCACAAUACAUGAUUCAUGGACCUUGUGGUUUUGCCAACCCAAAAUCUCCAUGCAUGGUUGACAAUAAAUGUAGGAAGCAUUUUCCAAAAAAGUUUUAUAGUGACACUGUGAUAGAUGAAGAUGGUUACGCAAUUUAUAGGAGAAGAGAUAAUGGGAUGACAGUUGAGAAGAAUGGUGUUAUGCUUGAUAACAGAUUUGUGGUGCCAUACAACAUUGACCUGUUAGUUAAAUACCAAGCUCACAUUAAUGUUGAGUGGUGCAACCGUUCCAAGUCCAUCAAAUACUUAUUCAAAGAGCCUGAUGUACAGAGAUUAAGCUUCCAUAUUGAGAAUGAGCAGAAUGUUACAUUCAAAGAUUCAGACUACUUGGAUAAUGUUUUGGAAAGACCAGAUAUAACAAAAACAAUGUUCACUGAAUGGAUGAAGGCAAACGAAAUGUAUGAUACAGCAAGGAAUUUGACAUAUUGUGAUUUCCCUACGAAAUGGGUUUGGCAUAGAAAACAAAGAGAAUGGCGCCCAGGGAAAUCUGGCCGAUGUAUAGGGAGGAUAUUUCAUGCUCAUCCUGCAAGUGGUGACCGCUUCUAUCUUCGAAUGCUCCUUAAUGUGGUCAAAGGUGCAAGGUCUUUUGAGGAAAUUAGGACUAUUGAUCAUGUUGUGUAUCCAACAUAUAGAGCAGCAUGCUAUGCUCAUGGCCUUUUAGAUGAUGACAAGGAAUGGGAUGAUGCUAUCAAAGAAGCCUUUAAUUGGGCUUCAGGAAGGCAGCUACGAGAAUUGUUUGCAACGCUAUUGUUAUUUUGUGAAGUGACAAACCCACAUGCACUAUGGAUGGCUAAUUGGGAGUUGUUGUCUGAUGAUAUACUAUAUAGGCAAAAGUGUCUCCUAAUGUAUGACAACUUACAUUUGACAGAAGAACAAAUACAGAACCAUGCUCUUUUUGAAAUUGAACAAAUAUUAGUAAAAAGUGGAAGAUCUCUGAAAGAAUUUGAUGGCAUCAAAUAUCCAAAUGUGUCGACAAUUAGAGAAAACAACAACCGAUUGUUACAAGAAGAGUUGGAUUUUGAUAGGCUUGAAUUGGCUGCAGAACAUAAAAAACUUUUAAAUGAGUUAAAUGCUGACCAAAGAAAAAUAUAUGAUGCUGUAAUUCAAGAUGUGGCAUGCAAUAGCGGUGGUUUAUACUUUGUCUAUGGUCAUGGAGGAACUGGUAAAACAUAUCUUUGGAAAACAUUAAUUGCUUGCCUCCGUUCACAAGGGAAAAUUGUGCUUGCUGUAGCUUCUUCUGGCAUAGCAGCUUUGCUACUCCCUGGUGGUAGGACUGCUCACUCUAGAUUUCAAAUCCCUAUCAUUGUGACAGAGGAAUCAACUUGUGGUAUAAAACAAGGAACACAUGCUGCUGAGUUAAUGACAAAGGUGAGUCUUAUUAUAUGGGAUGAAGCACCUAUGGCACAUCGUAAUUGUUUUGAGGCUGUAGACCGUUCAUUGAGAGAUCUACUUCGAUUUACCGACAAAAAUAGUGUCGAUAAAACUUUUGGAGGAAAGACAGUUGUAUUGGGUGGUGAUUUUCGACAAAUACUGCCAGUUAUUGCUAAAGGCCAUAGAGAAGAUAUUGUUGAUGCAUCAGUGAAUAGAUCUUAUUUAUGGAACUUUUGCAAGGUAUUUGUACUAACACAGAAUAUGCGUCUCCAACAACCUAAUGCUGAUUCCAACAACUUUGCAGAAUGGAUACUCAAAUUAGGUAACGAAGAGCUUGGUGAAGUUGACAGCCAAUCAAAUAUAGUCAUACCCUCUGACCUAUUAAUUGAUGUUGGACAUGAUCCAAUACAAAGCAUUGUGACUGCAACAUAUCCAAAUCUUCACAGCAACUAUGCAGAUGGAAAAUACUUGGAAGAGCGAUCUAUUCUAGCUCCAACAAAUGAUAUAGUCAAUGAAAUAAAUGACUAUAUCAUAGACUUGCUUGCUUCAAAUGAGGAGACAUAUCUCAGUGCAGAUUCAAUUUGUAAGGCUUCAAGAUACAUUCAGAAUGAAGACGUGCUUUACCCAGUUGAAUUCUUAAACUCCUUGAAAUUCCCUAGCAUACCAAAUCACAGACUACGUCUUAAAGUUGGUCUUCCAGUAAUGUUGCUCCGAAACAUUAAUCAAUCAGCUGGCCUAUGCAAUGGGACUCGAUUAGUAGUUACUCAAUUAUCCAAAUGGGUGAUCGAAGCUAAAGUUAUAAUUGGAUCACAUGUGGGAAACAAAGUCUUCAUCCCAAGAAUAGUACUCUCUCCAUCAAACACAAAAUGGCCGUUUGUUUUAAAAAGAAGACAAUUCCCAAUUUCUGUUUGCUUUGCCAUGACUAUAAACAAGAGCCAAGGACAAUCACUAAAACAUGUUGGACUUUUCUUGCCUAAACCAGUUUUCAGUCAUGGGCAAUUAUACGUUGCUGUUUCUAGAGUUACUACUAGGAAUGGUCUUAAACUCUUGAUAAUUGGUGAUGAUGGCAAAACCUCUUCAACGACUAAAAAUAUAGUCUAUAAAGAGGUCUUUAGAAAUAUACAAAUAAAUAUGUGA
Quercus robur (English oak) is the source of this 3890-nucleotide messenger RNA. RefSeq lists its product as uncharacterized. The transcript has 3 exons. Gene Ontology annotation, molecular function: DNA helicase activity. Bases 567 to 3890 code for a protein of 1107 amino acids. Lineage: Eukaryota; Viridiplantae; Streptophyta; Magnoliopsida; Fagales; Fagaceae. The record is from RefSeq and is a predicted model, not a curated record. Gene Ontology annotation, biological process: telomere maintenance; DNA repair.